Molecule: messenger RNA, 850 nt
Organism: Camelus dromedarius (Arabian camel)
Lineage: Eukaryota; Metazoa; Chordata; Mammalia; Artiodactyla; Camelidae
Gene: CCN6
Product: cellular communication network factor 6
Biological process (GO): cell adhesion; signal transduction
Cellular component (GO): extracellular matrix; extracellular region
Molecular function (GO): integrin binding; heparin binding
Source: RefSeq, a predicted model, not a curated record
AUGCGGGGCCCGCUUCUCUCCACGCUCCUCCUGGCUGCUCUGUCGCAGUUCUGCUGCAGGGCCCAGGGUACUGGGCUGCUCGACACGGCACCUGAAGGAAGGCCUGGAGAAGCGUCAGAAGUGCACCAUCGUAAACAGUUUUGUCACUGGCCCUGUAGAUGCCCUCGUCAGAAGCCCAGUUGCCCUCCUGGAGUGAGCUUGGUGAGAGAUGGCUGUGGAUGCUGUAAAAUCUGUGCUAAGCAACCAGGGGACACCUGCAACGAAGCUGACCUCUGUGACCCCCACAAAGGGCUGUACUGUGACUACUCAGCAGACAGGCCUAGGUACGAGACCGGAGUGUGUGCAUACCUUGUAGCUGUGGGAUGUGAGUUCAACAGGGUUCAUUAUCAUAAUGGCCAAGUGUUCCAGCCCCAUCCACUGUUCAGCUGCCUCUGUGUGAGUGGGGCCAUUGGAUGCACACCUCUGUUCAUACCAAAGCUGGCUGACAGUCACUGCUCGGGGGCUAAAGGUGGAAAGAAGACUGAUCAAUCAAAAUGUGGCCUGGCAUCGUCACAACAGCAGCUUUCAACAAGCUACAAAACAAUGCCAGCUUAUAGGAAUCUCCCACUUAUAUGGAAAAGAAAUGUCUUGUGCAAGCAACAAAGUGGACCCCUUGCUCCAGAACAUGUGGGAUGGGAAUAUCUAAUAGAGUAACCAAUGAAAAUAGCAACUGUGAAAUGAGAAAAGAGAAAAGACUGUGCUAUAUUCAGCCUUGUGACAGCAAUAUAUCAAACAUGGUAAAGGUAAGGUUUAGCGUUAACUUUAUUAUAAUCCAAUAUUAAGACCCCUGAAAAGUAUGUGUGAAUGUGUG